Messenger RNA from Emys orbicularis (European pond turtle), 1995 nucleotides. RefSeq names its product glutamate rich 6B (gene ERICH6B). Bases 1 to 1995 code for a protein of 664 amino acids. The record is from RefSeq and is a predicted model, not a curated record. Lineage: Eukaryota; Metazoa; Chordata; Testudines; Emydidae. The transcript has 15 exons.
AUGUCGAAAGGACACAAGCUGUCAGGGGCUGGCAGUAACCAGCCCCAACCGAGAACAUCCCCGUCUCCCUCUGGGUGUAUUUCAUCAGAUUCCCAAUCUGCUAUUUUGCGCCUCACUGUAGAAAAUGUUAAAAAGCUAGAAAAAGAGUAUUUGACUGCAAAAGGAGUCCUUGGUAACCAAUCUGUGGAGGAGUACGUUAAGCAGAGUAAUCUCUGUUUGCUGGAGAGAGAGAGGAGUGGGGAAGUCAGCGGAGAGCAUGUCCCAGAUAAAAAAGAUCUGGAAGGCGCCGUCUCCUUCCUUCCAAGAGAGCUGGAUAAAAAGUCCAGGGAAACUCACUUGGAAAAGGCUGAAGAAAUUUCACACAAAGGCAGCUUAUUGGCAGAAUUUCAGGCAGAUUCUCUAUCAACUCCGCAUGCUGGUUCUAAGUCAAAGGAAUCAAAAAAGUCUGUUGAUGGAUCUUCCGCCACUCACAGAAGAAGAUGUGAGGUUGAGGAUCUGGGGACCCAGACAGAAUGGAGUUAUUCAGACAAAUCCCUGGCAUCCAUUGAGAAUGCUAUAUCAGUAAUCAGAGAGGAGAAGAGGAGCAGAGAAGAUGUGGAUGGCAAGGACAGUCCUGAGCCCAUACCAAGUCAAGGUGUUGUGGUGCUCUUUACUAACGUAGGUGAAGAAAUUGAGACACAAGAGUCUGAAGAAGGAAGCGAAGAAAAUAACCAAACAAAAUCCAAAGACGAAGUUGUGAGAGCUGAAAGUGAUGCAGCAGGAGGAGAAGAAGACAGGAAGUCAGAUGAUGAAGCCCCAGGGCCUGAUUCAGAAGAGGCGAUUCGUGAUGACCUGAAAAUAACUACCCUGUUCCUAGAUGAGGAAAAUCACUUCGCUGAAGUACAUGAAAACUGUGAGUUUUGUAAGGCUGUUGCAAAGCCCAUCCCAACAGUAGAAGACCUGGACACAGAACCACUGGAAACUCUUUUGUGCUGCAGGACGUACAAGGACGUGUUUGAGUGUGUGAUCAAGGAGCUGAUGGAAAGCACCUCAUUUGAUGAAGAGAUUGACAUUGCUCCUCAUCCUCACCUUUCGCAAACAGUGCUAGAGAGUGAAACCAGAAAGAAACUUGAGCAACAGUUGCAAGAGAGAGGUUUUGAUAAAUACAGGGAACUGUAUGAGCGGUAUAUCAAGUUUGGUGCCUUGACCAAAAUUUCAUUUAAAUUCUCGCAACCCCAAGAAGAGGUCCCAGUUGUUGGUCCAGUGCUGCCUCAGACUCUUGAAGACCUGGGUACAGAGUUCAGAGCAGAGCACUUAAAGAAUUGUCAUGCUCGUGACCCUGUAAGAAGAUAUUAUCCUGAUGGGCAGAAAUUCUUUCUUCUUUUUCCAGAUGGGACAGGUCAGGUUUUUUAUCCAUCAGGUAACAUUGCCAUCCUGAUCGUGUAUGUCAAGGAAGUACAGUUUAUAUACGUCAUCCUAGAGGAUCACACAUACUCAGGGAUUCGAGCAUUCUUCACAAACCACGGCUAUGCCACAUGCUACCAUAGGAAUGGGCUCAUCUGGCUGAAUCUGGAUCGCCUCACUGGCUCCUACUUUGAUAAGAAAGGAAGAAGACAGAAGCACUGGAGUUGGCAUGACUUCAGCCAUCAUGUUCAUGCACCUCCUUGCCAGCCCAUCUGCAUGAAACUAAACAUUUAUAUCAGGAUUAAAAUUGUGGCUCAGGAGCAAAUUUACUUAUCGUUUACUAAACAACAAAACUGCAUCCAUUUCAACAUGGGGGCUAGGCUAAAGUUGAAAGACACAGCCACACUCCACUUACCUAAACCAACAGAAAGCCAACUGGGGCUACUCCUGCACUCCAAAAGCAUUCAGAUCAACAACCUCCUAGCCAAAAUGAAGAAAGUAUUACGAGACUUGCAGCGCACACCAUUAAACAAAAUUCAAGCAUUGCCUCUUGUUCUAGCACAGCUGCGUAAACUGCUGCAAUGGAGACGUAGAAAGACUCUUGCCCAGUAG